AAAAAUAAACCAUAAUAUUAAUAAUAUUAUUCCGUAUCCGUAUCUGUAUUCUACAACUACAACUUGUCAUUUGUUCGUCAGUUCGACCAGUUCGUCUCGUAAAGCAAACAUUUAUUUUAUUAAUUCAAAUAUAUUUAUUUAAAAUCAGUGUGACAGUGUGUACAGGUGGUGCCUUGUAGAUGGUUCACAGAUUAUGACAAUAUUGCAUACGAAUUACGAACUAGUUAUUGGCUGUUUGGAUUAUACUUCAUAUAUAAACGCUCUGAAAGSACAAAGUUUCUUCGAAAAUGGUGGCCAGAGGAGGAAAAACGAGAUUAAUUGGUUUCGUUUGCAUGGUUUUGGUUUUUUCGGCGGUGCUUUACGUGUUUCAUGAAACACAAGUGGAAUUAGAUGGUGUCCGUAAUUCUGCUUCCUCUUGUACACAUCAGCUUGAGUCUAUAUCGUCUCAGUUACAAGUUAUCGUUGAACAUAAAUUGAAAUUGGAGAGGUCAUUAGAAGAUGAAAAACGUGAACAUCUAAAAACCAAGGAGGACCUCAAUGCAGUAAUUCAAGAUGAGAAACAGUUGCGUGAUAAACAAAAUGUCGACUCUAUGAAUCGAUAUAAUGAGAUUGAAAGAAAUCAUGAAGUAUUACAGGUAGAAUAUAUUUUUGUAACAUGUCUAGAAGUAUUACAAACAAUAAUGUCAGAAUCUAUAGUUGGUGGAAAUGAAUCCAUGAAAGCUAUGCCUGCUCCACCUCAAGAGGAGACUAUCAAGAAAGAUUCAUUAAAUAAAUAUAGUAAUGAAGAAGAAAAACUAUCUAAGCAAAAAAAUAAUUCCUAUAAAUAUGAAUACGAACAAGAAAAUGUCAAAGAAGAUGGUGAGAUAGACAAUGACGAAGAUAUGAAUGAUUUUGAUACAAGAGAAGAUACACAUCAACAAGCAAAUAAUUAAAUUUAUAUUAGUCAUUUAAAGUAGGUACCUUUAAUAAAUUUAAAUAUUUAAAUUGAGAAAUCUAUUAAUUGUAUUUUGCUUUUUUAAGUUUAACAUGAUUAUCAGUUUAUCACCAAUCUUGUUUUUUGAAAAGCUAAAUUAAUAUGCAGUUUUUAAGUAAUUAUUUAUUACAUUUUUUUUUUUAUUGAGUCUCAUAUAUUAUAUUAUAAUUGAU
Diuraphis noxia (Russian wheat aphid) is the source of this 1146-nucleotide messenger RNA. RefSeq lists its product as uncharacterized. The record is from RefSeq and is a predicted model, not a curated record. NCBI's taxonomy places the organism in Eukaryota, Metazoa, Arthropoda, Insecta, Hemiptera, Aphididae. Gene Ontology annotation, cellular component: Golgi apparatus; Golgi membrane.